CUACCAUUGGUGGUCAGUGAAAAAAAUGGUCUAUAAACUGGGGGUCAGUGGGAAGAAUGCUUUUUAUAUUGGUGGUCAGUGGGAGGAAUGCUACUUUCAUUGGUCGUCAGAGGGAAGAAUAAACCUUACACUGUGGAUCAGUGGGAAGAAUGUCCCUUACAUUGGUGAUCAGUGGGAAGAAUGUCCCUCACAUUGGUGAUCAGUGGGAAGAAUGUUCCUUACAUUGGUGAUCAGUGGGAAGAAUGUCCCUCACAUUGGUGAUCAGUGGGAAGAAUGUUCCUUACAUUGGUGGGCAGUGGGAAGAAUGUUCCUUACAUUGGUGGGCAGUGGGAAGAAUGUUCCUUACAUUGGUGGGCAGUGGGAAGAAUGCUCCUUACAUUG
Molecule: messenger RNA, 381 nt
Organism: Staurois parvus
Lineage: Eukaryota; Metazoa; Chordata; Amphibia; Anura; Ranidae
Source: the annotation of a GenBank genome assembly